CUUUCAACGUUCGGUCACUUGAGAAAUUGUUCCUCUACUUUUGUCUUGCAAAAUGUUCAAAGUAACUUUAAUUGGAAUUUCGCUUUUGUUGGUGCUGCAAAGUUCUGUGGCUGCACCGUGGCCUGAAAAUGGAAACGAGAAGCAAAAUCCAACCACAACUUUGCGACCAAGUGCAACAACCGUCAAACCGUUGCCAGUCACUUCGACGCAAAGAGUAUUGACCACAACGAGAGUUGUUCCGACAACCGGAACUGGAAAUUUCGGGCCAACAACAACAAUCAGAGGGACCACGAAUAGAGUAACAACGGCGAAACCAGCAAUAACUACACCGAGUGGAUCAAGGCCAACGACUCAAAGGCCAAUUGCCACGACCAAAUUGAUUCCAACGACUGGCCGAAACACGGUGAAUAGCGCAAAACCCAUCGCAACUACAACGGCAAGAGGAACAACUGCAAGAAGAACAACUGCUAGAGGUACCACUGUUAGAUUAACAACAAUCAGAGCAACAACGCCCAUGGCUGUACCGAUAACAACGGCAAAACCUUCCACAAACCGUCCAUCAUCUUCUUCGCGUCCAAAUCUAACAACCAUCAAACCAUUGCCAGCAACUUCAACACAAAAGGUAAUGACCACAACGAGAUCUGGAGCGACCACCAGGAAAAUCGGAAAUUCCGUGUCAACAACAACAAUCAGAGGAACCACAAAUAGAGUAACAACGGUUAAGGGAGCUCAGAAUGCAGGUUCACACAGUACAACGGCGAAGCCAGCAAUAAAUACACCGAUUGCAUCGCGACCAACGACUCAACGGCCAAUUGCCACGACCAAAUUGAUUCCAACGACUGGCCGAAACACGGUGAAUAGCGCAAAACCCAUCUCAACUACAACGGCAAGAGGAACAACAAACAGAGCAACAACGGCCAAAAUUAUAGUACCGAUGACAACGGCGAAACCUUUUGCAAAUAAUCCACCACCUUCUUCGCGUCCAAGUUCAACAACCGUCAAACCAUUGCCAACCACUUCGAUGCAAAAAACAACGAUCACAACAGCCAAGCCUACUGCAUCAAUGUUACCAAUUUCGACCGCAAAGCCACAUUUCUAAAAUUUAUCCACUUUGGACAAAAUUCAAGCGUAAAAUAACUUCAAACUGGAAACGAAGCCAAACAUUUCGAAUAUAAUCUUGCAAUUGACCAAUUUUCAGAUGCUACAAAUUACUAACUAUAAUUUCCGAUGAUAACGAUAAAUUUGGACUUUGGAAUGGGAAAAAUUAAUUUUCAAAGAAAAUUUCUGUGAAUUUAAUAAAAUGUAAAACCAGCAUGUAAAAUGG
Messenger RNA from Sitodiplosis mosellana (orange wheat blossom midge), 1324 nucleotides. Its product is annotated as salivary glue protein Sgs-3-like. NCBI's taxonomy places the organism in Eukaryota, Metazoa, Arthropoda, Insecta, Diptera, Cecidomyiidae. Bases 53 to 1099 code for a protein of 348 amino acids. The transcript has a single exon. The record is from RefSeq and is a predicted model, not a curated record.